CGGAGUGGCGCCGCUCAACACUGCAAUGAGAAGCUCUUCUCAAGGACAAACUCACAGCCCUUACAAUUAAUCAUUUUUCUAAAAUCUGGACUGGGGAAAGACACACGUUGGAAUUGGUUGGAUUUUGAGUUUCAUUAUUGACGUAAGGUGUCGACAUUGGUGACUUGUCUCUUUUGAAAGACAGCUUGCAGAAUUUUGAUUGGCUGGGCCAGGAAUGGUGGAUCACUUACUAGCGAGCGAGGAGACCUUCCCGCCUUAUGUCGGCUCCCCGCCAGUCUACCACCUGUCGGACAUGGUUACUGAUGCCAGUAGCUACCAGGUUCUCCCUUCCCCGUUUUCCGAGGACGACCUGAGCGACUCGUCCAGCCUACGCUCCUGCUCCAGCCCGGAGUCCCAGGUGCUCAGCUCCAGCUAUGGGAGCAGCUCCAGCGCUGAGAGUCAGGACAGCAUCCUGGACUUCCUGCUCUCGCAGACCUCGCUGGGGGGCGGGGGCGCGGCAACCCCCCUCCCCAGCUUCCUGUGGGAGCCACGGAAGGAACCGCACCCCCAGCCUGUGAAGGAGGAGAGCUUCGACUUUCCCAUCUUCUCGGCUGACCUGGAGGACCACACCGGGCUCUUCCAGCCAACGCUGGAGGAGAUCGAGGAGUUCCUGGAGGAGAACAUGGAGGUGGUCGCCCUGAAACAGGAGCUUGGUGAGCAUGCGGUGCUGGGAGGGGGCGGCCUGAGCUCCACGGCGCCUGAAGCCACAGCCCAGCACACGGACCAAACCGCUCAAGUGGUCAGUGCCCCUGCUGUCACCGCCAGUACUGAGACCAAAAGCAUACAGUCAGGGCCUGGUUCGAGCCUGGGCUCUUUUGGUGGAGUUAAACAGGAGGAGGCUGUGGGCGGGGCCGUCUCAACGGACAGCAGCGGGGUGCCGGUCAUUCUGCAGAUACAGCCGUUCCAGAUCAAACAGGAGGCCAGCCCCAGCACCCCGCCAGCCCAGGCCCCCCAGCCUCCCCAACAAGCUUCAGACAUUAAAAUCGCCCAGCUCCUGGUCAACAUCCAGGGGCAGACCUUCGCCCUGGUGCCCCAGCUGGUGGCCUCCCCCAACCUCAAUGUGUCGUCCAAGUUUGUCCGCAUUGCGCCUGUCCCUAUCGCUGCCAAGCCUCCGAGCCAGGGAGAGGGUGGCACUGGGGGUUCUGGUCUUCUGGCUGGGGGUCAGAAGUUCCAGAAGAACCCAGUGGCGGACCUCAUAAAAAUGCACAAAUGCACUUUCUCAGGCUGCAACAAGAUGUACACCAAGAGCAGCCACCUUAAGGCUCACCUGCGGAGGCACACAGGGGAGAAGCCCUUUGCUUGCACCUGGCAGGGGUGUGGCUGGAGGUUCUCCCGGUCGGACGAGCUGUCUCGACACCGGCGCUCGCACUCGGGGGUGAAGCCCUACCAGUGCCCUGUCUGCGAGAAGAAGUUCGCCCGCAGCGAUCACCUGUCCAAACACAUCAAGGUCCAUCGCUUUCCCCGGAGCAGCCGAACAGUGCGACCCUCGAACUGAGCCUCAGUACUUCCCAGUGGACCGAGGCCAAAGGGGCAGAAAGAAAGAAUGAGGAGGAGAGAGAGAAGAAGGGAGGACUGGAGAGUGAGAGAGCGAGAGAUAAAGGGGAAGCAAGGGAUAAGAAAGAGGGAGAGGCUGAGAGAGAAAGCAAGACUGAAUGAGAACAAGAGAGUGAAAGAUGG
Messenger RNA from Megalops cyprinoides (Indo-Pacific tarpon), 1716 nucleotides. RefSeq names its product Krueppel-like factor 15. Bases 215 to 1534 code for a protein of 439 amino acids. Gene Ontology annotation, biological process: regulation of transcription by RNA polymerase II. Gene Ontology annotation, molecular function: DNA-binding transcription factor activity, RNA polymerase II-specific; RNA polymerase II cis-regulatory region sequence-specific DNA binding. The record is from RefSeq and is a predicted model, not a curated record. NCBI's taxonomy places the organism in Eukaryota, Metazoa, Chordata, Actinopteri, Elopiformes, Megalopidae. The transcript is spliced from 3 exons.